Messenger RNA from Zymoseptoria tritici IPO323, 921 nucleotides. RefSeq lists its product as uncharacterized. Lineage: Eukaryota; Fungi; Ascomycota; Dothideomycetes; Mycosphaerellales; Mycosphaerellaceae. The coding region runs from base 1 to 921 and encodes 306 amino acids. The transcript has 6 exons. The record is from RefSeq and is a predicted model, not a curated record.
AUGGACGAUCCCACCAGCAAGGACACCUAUGCAUGCUUCGAGAAGGUCAUGGAGAUGCUUCGCGGGCCAAAUCUCGAUACCGAAGAGCUCGACGUCAACCUGGCGAUCCUCAACAUCUCCGCAGUGAAGAAUUCCCUCUGGCAACUCUACAUCAUCCCAUUCGAUCAACUCGGGCCACCAUCGAAGCGAGAAGACGAUGGGAGACCAACGGCCCAAAUCACAGUCCUACCCGGCGGCCACGGACAGUCAAUGGCAAAUACGGCUGUCGUGAAGAGGAGGCGCGCUGGGCCACGUGGAAGCAGAGCGGCUUCCCGAUCAUCGCGGAAGGACAAAGGCCCGGAUCCGACUCGUCGCCCUCCAACGAGGAGCAGCCAGAGACUGGCGGCACAGAGAGAUGCUCCAAAGAGAAGACAGUUGCGUCUGUUCAUUAUCCAUGUCCGUGGUGAAGCGAGGCAGCAUGACGUCGAAUUCAAGCGCACACUAAUCGGCGAAUUUGCGGCUGGUCGCUCACAGCGCAGCUCCGGCAUCGUUGUCAUCUUCCGAGGAAUUGCGCGCGGUCCUGUGCGUCGCAUACUUCAUGGACGGCUGCAGAAGCAUCUACAGCAGCCUGAACACGAGGCGAAACAAUGCCGACGCUGCGAAUCGAUUUCCGGAUCCGUACAGCGAUUGCCCACCAAACAAAGCCCAGACACGGACUUGCGAUUCGUUUCGCCUUCCGGAAGGAGAGCGCGGCAGUCGAGUAAUGACCAGAGCGCAAUGGAGGAUCGUCGCUUCAGAGAUGGCGUCAAGGAGAUCGAGAAUGAGCCAGAGGAGCGGCUUGAAGAGGAAUGCAUCCUCUUCCAAGCGCCCGGAGAUUGUCCUGAGCUCGAGCAGCAGCUAUCACAACGGCUGUUACGUACUUUCAGCUGGAAAGUUCCUUGA